This is a messenger RNA of Amphibalanus amphitrite, 5572 nucleotides long. Its product is annotated as neurexin-1-like. NCBI's taxonomy places the organism in Eukaryota, Metazoa, Arthropoda, Thecostraca, Balanomorpha, Balanidae. Bases 238 to 5010 code for a protein of 1590 amino acids. Gene Ontology annotation, molecular function: calcium ion binding. The record is from RefSeq and is a predicted model, not a curated record. The transcript is spliced from 26 exons.
GCGCGCCGACGACGACGGAGGGGUGCCGCGGGCGCGCGACGGGACGUCGGCGAGUGCGCGAGUCGCUCUGUGUCCCGGUGAAGGUGCUGACGAGGGAGGCGGAGGAGCGGCGGCAGAGGUCGAGUCGCGGCGGACCGCGGCGCGGCGGAGGGCGGACUGGGGGGCCGCUGAGCGGACCGCCGCUCUCCGGACUGUCCCGCGGCCGGCCGGCCCGGAAUCGAUGCGGCCGUGCCAGUGAUGGCGGCCGGGGUGCUCGCCGGGCCGCUGCUGGCCGCCCUGGUCGGCCUCCAGCUCGGCCUCGGGCUCGGUAUCGUGCUGGACGGCGCCGAACACUCGUUCGCACAAUACCCCCGAUGGCAGCCCGGCCUCAACGGCUCGCUGCAGUUCGAGUUCCGCACCACGCAGCCUAACGGCCUGCUCCUCUACACGGACGACGGCGGCUGGGUGGACUUCUUUGAGGUGAAGCUCGUCGAGGGCUCUCUCAGACUGCGCUACAACCUCGGCAGCGGCUCGGAGAUCCUGGGACUGGGCCGGGGUCUGAACGACGGCCGCUGGCACCGGGUAACGGUGGCGCGGCACCACGCGCGAACCACCCUCACCGUCGACCACAUCUCCGAGCACCGGCUCUCGCGCGGCGACCAGUUCACGUUCGAUGUGGCCGCCGCUAACCAGUCGCACGUGUAUGUGGGAGGCGUGCCGCAGUCGGUCCGAGUCAGCCAGCUGGCGCUGCCCAGCGCGCGCUUCGAGCCGCGACUGGCCGGCGAGGUGCGCAACCUCGUCUACAGCGGCGAGGAUGGCGUCGAGCGCCGCCAGGACAUGAAACACUCCAAGGGUGUCCGCUGGAACGGCGUCGACACGUGCGCCCAACACGACCCGUGUCAGCACGGCGGGAUCUGCAUCAGCACUGACACGGGCGCCGCGUGCGAGUGCCGCAACCUCGACUUCAGGGGAGUCUUCUGCGAGAAAGAGAAGCCACCGUCCGAGGCCACAUUCCGCGGCGCCGAGUACAUGACCUACGACCUCACCAACACGGGCGGCGGCGCCAUCGCCAGCACCAGCGACAACCUCUCCAUGUUCUUCAAGACGGCGCAGCCCAACGGUCUCCUCUUCUACACAGGGGACGGCGACGACUACAUGACGCUGUCUCUGAUGGACGGCGGUAUCAGUCUGGCCGUCAGUCUCGGCAGCGGGGCGCUGCGCUCCAAGGUGCGCCCGGUCGGAGUCAGUUUCCAUGACGACCAGUGGCACAAGGUCACCGUCAACAGGAUGGCCAAAGAGCUCGUGGGCUCCGGACACAGCGUUUGCUAUGUGUCUAUCAACGUGGACGGCGUGUACACGGAGCGGGGCACCACGUCUGGACCCUUCACCUACCUCACGUCGUCGCGGCUCUUCGUGGCCGGCAGUAACGACACGUCCAGUCUGCCCGGCAGCCAGGCGCGACACAACUUCGUCGGCUGUCUCAGGAAGGUCGAGUACCGGGCCGACUCACUGCACCUGGACCUGAUCGAACUGAGCCGCACCGGUAACCCGCUGAUAGCCGUCCAGGGACGGGUCGAAUACAUGUGCCAGAGCAUCGAGGCGGCCGACCCCGUGUCCUUCGCGUCCCGCGGCUCCUACCUGGAGGACAGUAGAACAGUGCCAAUCAGCCUGCUGACGCCCGAGGCCAACCUGGUUCUGCCGACGUGGAGGGCCACACAGACGGGCUCGAUAGCACUCAAGAUCCGCACCAACGAGGAAGACGGGCUGAUUCUGUUCAACAGAGGAGAUCCCAACAUGGACGACAUGUUCGCCCUGGAGCUGCUGGCCGGCCACGUCUGGCUGCACGUCGACCUGGGCUCGGGCUCUGUGCGCGUGCGGGCCACCAAACGACGCGUCGACGACGGCCUCUGGCACCAGAUCAGCGUCUCCCGGGACGGCCGCAAGGGGCGCGUCACCGUGGACGACACGUCGUCCGACUUUGUCACACCAGGCACGCACAACCGUCUGGACCUGGACGGGACGCUGUACGUGGGCGGUCUGGGUGCCGACUACGACCGGGUGCCGGUGCCGGCCCAGGUGUGGUCGGGCACGCGGAGAAUAGGCUACGUCGGCUGCAUGAGGGAUCUGGUCAUCAACGGCUCCGUCAUCGGUUUGGCCACCUACGCGCGUCGCCAGGACAGCAGAGGGUCGAUUCUGACCGAGUGUCACUCGGGACCGCCGUCGUGUGACUCGCAGCCGUGUAUGAACGGCGCACCCUGCUCCAAUGGCUGGAACAGGUUCAUGUGUGACUGCACCUUCACCAGCUUCACAGGAAAAACGUGCACUGAAGAGGCGACCACGGUCAGCUUCGACGGCACCCAGCACAUGAUCGUGCCGCUGCAGCGCGAACAGCACACCGAGGCAGACGACAUCACGCUGCGCUUCAAGACACUGCGGCCGUCAGGUCUGCUGUUCGCCACCACGGCCGGUAACUCGGACCGUGUGGAGCUGGCGCUGAGCGGAGGAAGGAUCCGGCUCUCCCUCCGCAUUGAGGACACUUAUAAGCAAUUUCACGAAGGCCAGUCACUCAACGAUAACCAGUGGCAUCGCGUGAUGGUCAAACGGCGCAACCGAGACAUUCAAAUCUUCAUCGACAACGAACAACCCAGAAACGAGGCCCUGGAGCCGGGCGUGUCUCGGCUGCGCACCAAGUUCCUCUACAUCGGCGCCGUCUCGCCGUCCUCGACGGGCGCGUUCGGAGCGCCGAAUCUGGUGGGCCAGCUGCAGCACUUCUACCUGAACGGGCAGCCGGUGCUGGCCCUGGUGCGCCAGGGUCGUCUCAACGACACCCAGGGCGGCGCACGGUUCGGCCGCCGGCAGCCGGCGCUGCGCCGACCGGUCACCUUUCAGUCGCGCUACUCGUACGUGGCACUGCGCCAGCUGCGCGCACACACCACAGUCGACAUCCACUUCCAGUUCCGCACCCGCGAACCCACCGGCCUGCUGCUCUAUAACGGCGGCAGCGGACAGGACUUCAUCGCUGUCGAGCUGGUGGACGGUCGGCUCUACUACGUGUUCAACCUGGGCGACGGCGCCGUCAGUGUCACCGACAACAACCAGUUCAGCGCGCUCAACGACUACAGCUGGCACUCGGUGGCCAUCGGACGGCCCAACUCGCGCACACACACGCUGAUGGUGGACGACCACACGUCCACCGUCACCAGCAUCGGACUGAACGAGAACCUUAACCUCAAGGGCCGACUCUAUAUCGGCGGCGUUCCGACCGAAAUGUACAGUCAACUCCCGCCGGAGAUACAGUCGCACUUUGGCUACAAGGGCUGUCUGGCCAGUCUGACGCUGGGAGGAGAGACGCCCGACCUGGUGCGACACCCCAUCAUACCCAGCACGUCCGUGGUGGCCGGCUGCGUCGGCCCGGACUCGUUCUGUUCGCCGGACUCGUGUAAGAACGGCGGCAUCUGUAAGCAGGAGUGGAACUCGUUCACCUGCGACUGCACGCUAACAUCGUUCGUCGGACUGCGAUGUACCGAAGAGUCUGUGAGCUACGAGUUCGGUCCAGGAGGUGGUCAGAUCGAGUACCAGUACGAGCGGAACCGGCGACCCGACCGGCGCAGCGACCUGAUAGCCGUCGGCUUCAGCACGACCAAACCGGACGGCACCCUUCUGAGGAUCGACUCGGACACGCACACAGACUACCUGGAGAUCAAACUGAUCGAGAGCAACGUGUACAUGGUGUACGACGUGGGCUCGGAGACGCUGUCCAUCUCCGACCUGGGUGCCCGCGCUGACGACGGCCAGUACCACGUGGUACGGGUGACCCGCAACGGACCCAACUCCACCCUCCAGCUGGACCACCGGCCUGUCCAGACCAAGUUCCCACGAGAGCUGCUGACUCAGCGUGCGCGCCGCCGUCGCUCGGGGGGUCACCAGCACGACGUGUUCCACGCCCCCUCGGUGGUUACCGUCGGAGGGGGUCAUUCGGCGCGCUCCGACAACUUCGAGGGUCUCAUCUCGGGCGUGGUGGUCAACGGCCACCGGGUGCUGGAGAAGGCGGCCGAGAACAGCCGCGACGUCCGACUGGCCGGCGAGCUUAGCAUCCGCGCGCUGCCCUCGCGCAUCAAGGAUGCCUACUUCCGGCACAGCGAGAUGCAGGCCGUGGCUGGAGCGGCGGGCCCGUCUCCGGGUAUCAACGACGACCUCAUCUACUCGGGAGCCGGCUCCGGCUGCGGCGAGACGGACGACCAGGAGUGCUCGGCCGUCUACAAGUCCGACAUGGACGCAAAUGAUGACCUGGUGACGCCGGUGUACAUUCGGCCGCCGACGCGGGACCGGCCGCCGCCGCCGGCCAAGCCGUGUGAUGACGAGGACUGUUUGAACGGAUCAGGACACCCGCCGGACGAAAUGGACGGGGGAAGGGGACGCGUGCGCGGCGGCCACGGCCAGUGGAGAGUGCCAACGUCGAGGAAGCCAAUCAACAGCGCUGCGACUACUUCUACCACUUCUACUACGACCACUACCACUACGACUACCAGAACCACGACCACACUUCGAUCACAGUGGAGGGUGACGACGCCCCGCACCGGGCCGACGUGGCGGCACACGACGCCGCGGGCCACACCCUCGUGGCGAGUGUACGGGGCCACCACCCCCGGCAGCCGUCUGCCGGCCAACGGGGUCGAGUGGCCUCCGCCGCCGCCGCCGCCGCCGUCAGCACGCACUCCCGCGACAGCACCGAACCGGCCUGCCGAGGAACCGGGCGAGUACGUGGCCAUGGUGAUCGGAAUCAUCGCCGGCGCGCUCAUCGUCGUCAUCAUCUGCAUCCUGAUCGUGCUGAAGGUGCAGGGCCGCAACGAGCGUCGCUUCAAGGCGGACGAGAGCAAGGCGUACCUGGCGGGCGGCGGGCGGGCCGGCUCGCCUCAGCCGCCACUGCUGGCCGCCGGCGGACAGACCGAACUGAGCGGCGCGCCCGGGGCGCUGCUGCCCCGGCCACCGCGGCCCAAGAAGACCAAGGAUGUCAAAGAGUGGUACGUGUAGUGAGAGAGACAGACACUGGACCAGUCGGUAGUGAUAUUGCUCGUUGUUGGGCGCGGUGGCGCGGCGGUAGGCAGGCCUCCCUCAGUCUCGAUGUACCCAGCUCUUGUUCCGUGCCGCCGCCGCCGCAGCCCGAUUCUCGCUUUUAUAAGAUGAUUUCAUAUGUGAUGUUCGCUUUAGCUGUUGGGUCGCGCCUCGCCGCCACGCGGCGGCCAACCAAUCAAAGCGCGCGGUGCGACUGUGCGAGUUGUCGAUGGGUGCGCGACCGGCGGACAAUGGGCGCCGACCCGCGCCGCGCCGGGCGCCGACCACCGCCGGGCGUUCGAGGGCGCCCGGCCACUCCAGGGUCUCUCCAGGGCGCCGUUCCGUUUGUUGAUGCCAUGUUGUUGGGCCACUCGUCCCGUUCGGUCCACAGUGAAGCAGUUGUGACGUUCAUGUUGUGAGAGGCUGCUUCCUCCGAGUCUAUAGUAUAUAUCCGUGCUUGGGAAUACAUCAUUGCCGAGUGGGUGGGUGUCCACUCGGCACCGUAUAAUACACUCCAUACCGGAAACGGUGGCGCAUUUCG